AUGAUGAAUUCGAAGACGAUGAAGAACAUCAAUUCGGAGGUUUUACCAGAACUGAUUCAGUUGAUAUUCUCGAAACUUUCCUUUGUGAACUUACCCAGUUGCAGGCUCGUUUGUAAAGCAUGGAACAAUCUGGUUUUAACUUGUAACUCCCAUCCUCCCAUCUCAAGUUCCAGCCUCUUUUUUAUCCAUAUUUCUCCGCAGGAUAGCAAUCUCCAAGGCAUAGACAUGGGAGGGAGGAGCAGUGUUGCCUCGUUUAGCUUCCAUUCUAAUUUCCCCUUUGCCAGUAUCUCUAUUAUCGAUUCAUGUAAUGGACUCCUCUGUUGUUAUCUUGUCCAUGAAAGAACCGCAAGGCCACCUCGUGAACCUUUCAUAUURAAUCCCAUGACAAAUGAGUACUUUAAACCUCCCUUCUCGAAUGCAGAUGUUUGGUAUUAUUGUUUCGGAUUUGGGUUUAGUCUUAAGACAAAGCAGUACAAAUUAACAAGACUCUCCUUUGCUUGGGAGAAACAUGCUACCUUGGUGGAGAUUUUCACACUUGGCACAAGUCGCAGCAAAUGGAACCCCGUUGGCUUUCUGCCUCCAGACAUGACAAUGCMAGACGAUGGUGUUUACUUCAAUGGAGGCCUUUAUUGGGUUGCAAAUCAACCAUUUGGCCGUACCAAUGUCAUGUACCGUUUAGAUAUAGAAGAUGAGGAAUUGCUGGAAAUUUCUUUUCCCCAACGUGGCCCGUGGGUGUUGUUGUUGUUUCGUUGGAGUCUUUAA
Molecule: messenger RNA, 762 nt
Organism: Momordica charantia (bitter melon)
Lineage: Eukaryota; Viridiplantae; Streptophyta; Magnoliopsida; Cucurbitales; Cucurbitaceae
Source: RefSeq, a predicted model, not a curated record